UUUUACUUUUGGCGCGUUGGUACGCACGCGUGGUUGGUCUAUAUAUCUGCGCACAAUGGUCGUAAAAAAAGAAGUUAAGGAGAAAACAAAUAACCCGAUGCGAGAAAUAAAAAUCCAGAAGCUAUGCCUUGAUAUCUGCGUUGGGGAAAGCGGUGACAGACUAACUCGAGCUGCCAAAGUUUUAGAGCAAUUGACUGGUCAGCAACCCGUUUUCAGUAAAGCACAUAAGACUAUUAGGAGUUUUUCGAUCAGACGUAAUGAAAAAAUUGCUGUCCAUUGUACUGUGCGGGGUCCAAAAGCAGAGGAAAUUUUGGAAAAGGGUCUAAAGGUGAAGGAAUACGAGCUUCCUAAAUCAUGCUUCAGUAAAACCGGAAACUUCGGCUUUGGAUUGACCGAACAUAUUGAUCUUGGAUUAAAAUACGAUCCCGCUAUUGGGAUUUAUGGAAUGAACUUCUACGUCAUUUUGGGCAGACCUGGGAUGCGCGUUAGAUAUCGACGUCGUUGUCAAAGCCGGGUUGGCAACAGUCAUCAUGUCCAGAAGGAAGAAGCUAUGAAAUGGUUCCAAACAAAGUUUGAUGGUAUUUUGUUAAACAAAUAAUUUAAAGAGGAAAUUCUGGCAUUUGUUAUCUGGUUCUUAUUUGUCGUGGCAAUUCUUAAAAUUAGCUUGUAAUUUGGG
Molecule: messenger RNA, 676 nt
Organism: Schistosoma bovis
Lineage: Eukaryota; Metazoa; Platyhelminthes; Trematoda; Strigeidida; Schistosomatidae
Source: the annotation of a GenBank genome assembly